GACACAGACGACGGAGGUCAAAGUACUAGAUUUUCACCAAUUUAGUUUUUAUUUAUUUAGUGUUUUGUUUCAAUUAAUUUCUAAGUUAAAAUGUUAAACGCAGUAUCGAGAACAGUUCAAAUAUUCGGUCUAACAGCAGCCAGACAGUCACGAUGCAUAGCGUCUCUAGCAUCUUUGCCAGAAACUUAUCAAAUGCUGUACAAAACUUGCCGGGAUUUUGCGGAAGCAGAGCUGAAGCCCAAUGCAGCGAAAUUCGAUCGGCAGCAUUUAUACCCGGGUGACGCUAUAAAAAAAAUGGGAGAACUUGGCUUGAUGGCUAUUGCAGUGCCUGAUGACCUUGGCGGGACUGGCUUAGACUACCUAGCAUACUCCAUAGCACUGGAAGAGAUUUCUAGAGGUUGUGCUUCAGCUGGUGUUAUUAUGUCGGUAAAUAACUCUCUUUACCUUGGCCCGCUGUUGAAGUGGGGCAGUAAGAAGCAAAAGGAAGAUUUUGUAACACCUUUUUGUACAGGUGACCCAAUAGGCUGCUUUGCUCUAUCAGAGCCAGGCAAUGGCUCUGACGCAGGCGCCGCCUCCACCACAGCCAAAGAUGGCGGUGAUAAAUGGAUCCUAAAUGGAACUAAAUGCUGGAUAACAAAUGGAUAUGAAAGUAAAGCUGCUAUUGUUUUUGCCACAACAGACAAAAGCUUAAAACAUAAAGGAAUAUCAGCUUUUGUAUUACCAAAGCCUAUUAAAGGCUUAGAACUAGGAAAAAAGGAAGAUAAGUUGGGAAUAAGAGGGUCAUCCACUUGUUCUUUAAUUUUUGAAGACUGUGAAAUACCCAAGGAUAACAUUUUGGGUGAGCCUGGGUUUGGAUUCAAGGUUGCUAUGAUGACUCUGGAUGCCGGAAGAAUUGGUAUCGCUUCACAGGCUUUGGGUAUUGCUCAGGCAUCUCUAGACGUAGCAAUUGAAUAUGCAUCAAAACGCAUUGCAUUUGGCAAGCCAAUAACAAAACUUCAGGCGAUACAAAACAAACUAGCUGACAUGGCAACUCAAUUAGAGUCGGCUCGACUGCUAACGUGGCGCGCUGCCUGGUUAAAGGACAACAAUAAACCUUAUACUAAGGAGGCGGCUAUGGCUAAGCUUGCCGCUUCUGAAGCUGCUACUUUCCUAUCUCAUCAGUGUAUACAGAUCCUAGGUGGCAUGGGUUACGUAUCGGACAUGCCGGCCGAGCGGCACUACAGAGACGCACGUAUCACAGAAAUAUACGAAGGUACCUCUGAAAUACAACGGCUUGUCAUCGCUGGACAGCUCAUCAAGGAAUACGGACUAUAAUUAUUACCAUUAAAUGAAACAUUAAGGGCUAUAUCUCACAAACGUUCGAGUAAAUGUGACGCAAGUAUAUCGCAUAACUACAUCGCCUCGAUUACAUCGCAAAGUAUUGUUCGGUCAAUACCAGCUAAUUUACAAAUACUGUUGAUGUGAUACGGCUCUGAUGGAAGAGUAUGACCACGUACCUACGCAUAACUAAAACGGUAACACAUGUAAUUGACAAUACGCCAAGAGUUAAAGUAUUGAAAAAUAUUAUAGGGAAAUAUCAUAGUAUAAUAAGGCAUGGUUGGAAUAGGACGUUUCAAAUGAGUAAAUAAAUGACUGAGUGGUUAAAACGACCAAAUAUUAAUUAAUUACUUUUUCGAAUAUAAUGUAAUAAAAAUACUCACGAAGCUGAAGUUGGAUUUUAAGGUUGCGCCAUAAAAAAAAAUGUAUAUAACUAAGGUAUACACAGGGAGGGGAGGAGAAGCUUGAAGGUCGAUGAAUUUUAGUUUAUAUUCACCCCUUGUCAGUUUAACGAACAUUUUGGUACAUAGGAUAUAUCAUUGUGGAAACUUCACAAAGGUCUUAAUCAUUGAUCCAUAUUUCUUCAAUGAAGUUAAUUUAUUCUCAUCCGAAAUGUGGAAUUUUUCUAUGUAUUCGUUCGUUCGAUCUUUGAAUCAAUAGUAAUAAUGACUGCAGUUCAGAAUAAGGUAGGUAAGGCAUUAUAACUCAUAGUUGAUGGGCAAUCGUAAGGUUAGUUUUCGCUACCUAAUUUCGGUGGCAACUUUUAAGUAUUUGAGUAUAUUAUCGUGAAAUGUUAAAUAAUAUUUUAGAAUACCACACUUGAAUAUUAACCCUUUGACCGCCAUGGACGCUUUAAAUCGACCUACGUUAACAUUUCUGACUCGCCAAAGACGGACACCUUAAAGCGCCAAUACAACCCAUCGAGUAUAUAACCAGAAAUAGAGACGAAAUGUCAUUUAAUUUGUUUGAAAAUUUUUCUGCCAUAUCAUUACAGUCACAACUGCGCUCCGAUUGGCCAGCCCGAAUACGAAACAAUUG
Messenger RNA from Hyposmocoma kahamanoa, 2355 nucleotides. It is a transcript of the gene Arc42, whose product is annotated as short-chain specific acyl-CoA dehydrogenase, mitochondrial. Gene Ontology annotation, molecular function: flavin adenine dinucleotide binding. Gene Ontology annotation, biological process: fatty acid beta-oxidation using acyl-CoA dehydrogenase; butyrate catabolic process. The record is from RefSeq and is a predicted model, not a curated record. The coding region runs from base 91 to 1314 and encodes 407 amino acids. The transcript is spliced from 5 exons. Lineage: Eukaryota; Metazoa; Arthropoda; Insecta; Lepidoptera; Cosmopterigidae. Gene Ontology annotation, cellular component: mitochondrion.